This is a messenger RNA of Mesitornis unicolor (brown roatelo), 947 nucleotides long. Its product is annotated as protein B4. The annotation marks the transcript as partial. Lineage: Eukaryota; Metazoa; Chordata; Aves; Mesitornithiformes; Mesitornithidae. Gene Ontology annotation, molecular function: double-stranded DNA binding; nucleosomal DNA binding. The transcript is spliced from 4 exons. Gene Ontology annotation, biological process: negative regulation of DNA recombination; nucleosome assembly; chromosome condensation. Gene Ontology annotation, cellular component: nucleosome; nucleus. The record is from RefSeq and is a predicted model, not a curated record.
CAGCCAAAGCCACUGGCACAGCCCAGAUCCGGGGCCUGCUGUCCCCAGGCUCUCAUCGCCCACAUCCCCCUACCCUGCACAUGGUCAUCGAGGCGCUGCGAGCCCAGGACCAGAGGAAGGGUACCUCUGUGGCUGCCAUCAAGCGGUUCAUCCUGACCAAGUACCCCACCGUGGACCCCAUCCGUCUCAAGUACCUGCUGAAGCAGGCCCUGAGCAAGGGGCUGAGCCGCGGGGACCUGGUGCGGCCCCACAACUCCACAGCCACAGGGGCUACCGGCCGCUUCAAGUUAGCCUCCAAGAAGCUGCAUAACAAGCAGCCACCGGGCCAGGCAGAUCCUGACAAAGGGCAGGACCCGAAGCCAGGAUGGAAAAGGACCACCAAGCCCCCAUGUGCCCCUGUGGUGGGUGCACAGCAGCAAGACACUGUGAAGAAGCAGCUGGCAGCAGUGAAACAGAAGGUGAAGGCAAAGACCGCAGAGGCCCGGAUGCCAGCAGGAGCGAAGCCCAAGAACGGUGGAGCGAAGCCCAAGAGCGAUGGAGCAAAGCCGCCCCGAGCUGCCAGCCACCCCCGAGCCCCUGGCAAAGGGCGUUCAAGGCCUCCCACAGCUCUGGCUGCUGAGGAUGUGGGAGGGGACGAUGGCAAUGGCCCUGUUGGUGCUGGGGCAAAGAGACCCCGAAAGGUUGCAACGGGAACAAGCAAAGCAAAGGCACCCAAGAGGGCACAGCAAGAUGUCCCCGAGGCAAAGGAGGGUCAAGGCAAGGCGAAGGGGGGUCAGAGCAAGGCAGGGAAGCCCCAGGUGCCUGCAGGAGCUGGUCAGGGGAGUCAAGGCAAGGCGAAGGGGGGUCAGAGGAAGGUGGGGAAGCCUCAGGUGGCCCCAGGAGCUGGUCAGGGGAAGGCUGGGCUGCAGAAGGCAGCCCCCCCCACGGCGGGCAGGAAGGCUAUGUAG